Effrenium voratum is the source of this 612-nucleotide messenger RNA. NCBI's taxonomy places the organism in Eukaryota, Dinophyceae, Suessiales, Symbiodiniaceae. The record is from the annotation of a GenBank genome assembly.
AUGCUGCCACUUCUGGUGGUACAUGUUCUGACUUUUUAUCUCAGUCUUGGCGGUCAAACACAUCGGGCCAACGCCGAUGCCAUUUUUGGCAAACUCGAGGCACAGGUCGCCCAGGAGCUGACUCCUGCAUUGAAUCUCGUCUACAUGCUGAGCAUACAGGCAAGCAUGGGCCUGUUCAACGUCUCCGAACCGUAUGAGGCGAUCACACGGUCGCUGGCAUACACAAUUCAGGAGAGCAAGCAAAUGCAGUAUGUCAAAGUAGUCGGCGCGGCCGAGCAAAUGCUAGUGUUCCGCCCGGGAAAUCUUCACUAUGUACCAAAGGACGAGGAUGGUGAUGGCUACAUUGACAUUCUUAUCUCUGCUGAACAGAUGAAGGGGGCAGUGGAGGUGUUGCCUGACACUGCUUGCGAGGACUUGGAUCCAUUCUUUUGCUUCGAUGUGGACAUGUCCCGGCUGAAGAUGGUGGCGCUGCCUAGCCGACAGGUUACCGCCUCCUGGCUGGGCCCGGAGUUUCUGCAGAUUAGCAGCUUGGCGGUGCACUGGCUACCUGGCUUGCCAGCGUGGAAAUCGGUGCAAGCAAGCAGAACGCCAGAGUGCCAGUUCAGAAGUUGA